CGUCGAUCGAAGACGAUGGGGUGAGGGAAAUGCUGUUGAAGAUUGACUCUCAGCUGGCGAACCAGGCAUCCAUGUUUGUCAAGUACAUGGAGGCCAUGCUGGAUAAGUACAACACCGGAGAGGAAGAGGACCACGGAAGCGAUGCAUGCGGGGUGCCCAAGCACGGGACGAGAAUUAAAGCGAGAAGGAGCGCGAUGAGGACUCCGAUAAUUGUGGCACCAAAAUCGCGCCGUUGCGGAGAAAGUGGUCCGGUUUCGGAAGCAGAGCUACUUGAUGGGCAGCUACUACCGCCGGCGCCCAGAAGAGCCCCCGGCGCCGUUUUGGAUCGCGAUAUGAUCGAGACUUUUCGCAAUGAAAAGGACGAUAGUUUGCUGUAUUAAUUUGGGUCGUCUUUACGACUCACAUGAAUUCUUUUGGUCGACAUGAUCGAAAAACACAAUCGAACGAAAAAAUCUUUAUUCCACGUCCACGAAAAAAAAAAAUGAAAAUCAGCAUGAAAAGAAUAAAAAAACGAAAUCCUCCGCAGAUGCCUGGUUCCCGCCCCUGAGCUGAAGAAGGAGCGUGUCACCCUCCCAGCGACCGUCUCGACCUCCUUCACGGGUAAAAACAUCAUGCUUGCGUCACCGCAACAGGCGUACAACAGCGAUCCUGAGCAAUCGCCGACCCUCUGUGGGUCGAGCGUCAACAGCACGGAGCGGCCGCUGCACAGCGCGUCCGUGGCGAGUUUGGCGAAGUUUCUCCGUCCGUCGAGCGAGCUGUGGCAGGAAGACGCCAGCUUUGCGUUGAAAGUGCACGACGCACAGGAGUAUCAAAUGCGAAAGUGUCUGGGUCUGGAAGAUUCUGAAAUUUUUCAUGCAUGUUUUGCAUGACCCAGGUUGUCUGUAAUGCACGGCCUAACAUCACAGAUUUUUAGACGGCUUCCUGAUGCCUACUUCGCAUGACAAACGCCCUCCCCGCGUAGCACAAACUAGACUCCUCUUGCUGGUCAUGCAAUACAGAUUUUUUUAGAGUCCGAAAAUAGCAUCACAGGUUCCAACCUUGCAGACCCAGACACUUUUGCAUUUGAUAAGGAGCACAGCAGCAUCGCUCUGCUGGAAACGGAGCUUAGCCGGAUUUCCGCCGAGUCAUCAGCGUCUAGUGCGGGAGGGAAGACGAAGUCGCACAGGGGC
This is a messenger RNA of Amoebophrya sp. A120, 1169 nucleotides long. Lineage: Eukaryota; Dinophyceae; Syndiniales; Amoebophryaceae. The record is from the annotation of a GenBank genome assembly.